CUUCCCAUUUUUGAUUUCUCUUUCUGAUCUGUUUGGUUGCUAUGAUUUACUUGGCAUUUUAAUACAUAACGAAAAUUGGAUGUAUUUAUAAAAUUAUACCCUGGAUUUUGCUCCCCCAUAUAAGAGAGGUAGCGAGACACAGAGAGAGAGAGAAGAAAACCCAGCUAUACUCGAAUUUCUAUUUUCUCGUUAACCAAAGGCUUUGGAUUUGGUGUCCUAGUUUUUCCUUCCAAUUUUCUUAAUGACCAAACAGUGACAAAUCAUUUUAGAGGAGAGAACUGAAACUGAACUCGCUAGGUUUGGCUUAGCACAUGAGACUAAUGAAAUGAAGUUUCUUUACUUUUCAUUUAUAUUUCAUCUUAUUUGAUUUUCUCUGAGGCCACGCAGGACCCGCAUAAUGGACAAGUUGAAACUAGCCGAAUGGGGCGAGCGUUUGAAGACCGGAGGAGCACAAAUGGGCAGAAUGGUGAGCGAGAAAGUGAAGGGAAUCCUCCAGAGCCCCACGCCAGAGUCAAAAAUGGUGGACGAGGCCACGUCUGAGUCCAUGGAGGAGCCGAACUGGGGGACGAACUUGCGGAUAUGCAAGAUGAUCAACAGCGAGGAGUUGAGCGGGACGGAGAUCGUCAGGUCGAUAAAAAAGAAGAUCUCCGGGGGGGAAGGCGCGGUGAGCCAAAGGUUGAGCCUAGAUUUGUUGGAGGCCUGUGCCAUGAACUGCGAGAAGGUGUUCUCGGAGGUGGCGUCGGAGAAGGUGUUGGAUGAGAUGGUGAAGAUGAUCGAUAAUCCGCAGACGGAUCGUGGGAACAGGAAAAGGGCGAUGGAUUUGAUUAGGGCUUGGGGAGAGUCCGGGGACCUGGCGUAUCUUCCUGUCUUUCGUCAGGCCUACAUGGGCUUGAAAGGAAGAAGCAUACCUCCACUAGUAGAAGAAGGGAACUCACUCCCCAUGCAGUAUUCCUUGGAGUCAUAUGUUCAUCAACAACCUGUGUCUCCACCCGGAAGCUACCCUAUUCCUGACACAGGAAUGCAUGACAUAGGUGGUAGUGCUUUCCCUUUUAACUAUCCAGGCCAAUCAGUUGAAGAGAAGAGGGAAUACCUUGUUGUAACUCGAAACAGUCUUGAACUGCUCUCCAGCAUAUUGGACGCUGAAGCUGAGCCAAAACCUUUGAAGGAGGAUCUUACAAUAAGCAUGCUGGAGAAGUGCAAGCAGUCGCAGCCUGUGAUUAAGGAUAUCAUAGAAAGCACUACCGAUGAUGAAGGGAUGCUUGUUGAGGCCCUUAAUCUUCAUGAAGAGCUUCAACAAGUAAUCUCCAGGUAUGAGCAGUUGGAAGCUGCAGAAAAUCCUGGAGGACAACAGCCGGAGAAGACGGACCCCAUCAAGUAUGAAGAGGUGGAAGCAACUCAAAAGUCUGGAGAAGAAUUGCCUGAGAACUCAGUUGCCUCCAAGAGUGAGGAGUCAGAAGCUGCUCAAAAGCUUGAAGGAAAAUUGCCAGAAAAGCCUUAUCCCUUGAAGGCCGAAUCAAGUGCCCCGAGCACAGUUGUGGAUUUAUCGGAAGCAGAGGGCUGUGACUCAGGCCGCGAGAAGAAAAAUGAGAAAUGAGGAUCAAACGUAGACACCACAACUGAUGGCUCCUUUUGUACCAAUGACUCGAGCAUCAGAUUAUUGCAAUUGGUUAGUGGUAAAUCUAAUUUAGACUGUUGUAGUGAACGUUUUCUCUAGACAUGUAGUAUCUGCAGGAUGUUUGUCAACAGCCUUUCUGGGCUGUUUACAACUUUUAUGGGAUCUUACUCCCUUGUACUACCGAAUAAAAUACAUUUCCUUUGUUUA
Messenger RNA from Carya illinoinensis, 1822 nucleotides. RefSeq names its product TOM1-like protein 2. Bases 398 to 1594 code for a protein of 398 amino acids. The transcript is spliced from 4 exons. NCBI's taxonomy places the organism in Eukaryota, Viridiplantae, Streptophyta, Magnoliopsida, Fagales, Juglandaceae. Gene Ontology annotation, biological process: protein transport to vacuole involved in ubiquitin-dependent protein catabolic process via the multivesicular body sorting pathway. Gene Ontology annotation, molecular function: ubiquitin binding; phosphatidylinositol binding. The record is from RefSeq and is a predicted model, not a curated record.